GAGAGGAGCCUCCGAAGGUUCAAAGCAACUGAAAAGCAGCAGCUGCUCAAUACAAUAACUACUUUGACUGCUCCUCCAAGACAUUCUCCAGAGCUCUGCGAUCGCCGCCACCUGGUCGCCGGAUCAUGACGGCUGUAGCGGAGGCGGCGGCCAAGUCAAAAGUAACGAAAUCCAGCUCCGGUGAUCAAAUUUCUAACCCUAACGGAAAAGUGUGGUUCUAUUCUUUGCUGCUCACGCUACAAUACGGUGCUCAACCUCUCAUCUCCAAACGGUGCACGGGGAGAGAUGUGAUUGUCACUUCUGUAGUUUUGACAUGCGAGGUGGUGAAGGUGAUUUGUGCUCUUCUUCUUAUGGCAAAAGAUGGUACUUUGAAGAAACUAUUCAGGGAGUGGACUUUAGUUGGCUCUUUGACUGCAUCAGGACUACCAGCGGCCAUAUAUGCACUGCAAAAUAGCUUGUUGCAGAUAUCAUACAGAAACCUUGAUUCUUUGACGUUCUCAAUGCUGAACCAAACCAAACUUUUUUUCACUGCUUUUUUCACUUAUAUGAUAUUGAGGCAAAAGCAAUCAAUCCAGCAAAUUGGGGCUCUUUUCUUGUUAAUACUUGCAGCUGUCCUUUUAAGUGUUGGUGAAGGUUCCAGCAAAGCUUCAAGCAGUAGCAAUCCUGAAGAAAUUCUAUUCCGUGGAAUCAUUCCAGUGUUGGUAGCUUCUGUACUAUCUGGUCUUGCUUCUGCUUUGUGUCAGUGGGCAUCUCAGGUUAAGAAACACACCUCAUACUUGAUGACAGUAGAGAUGUCUAUUAUUGGAAGCUUGUGCUUGAUGGCUAGUUUUUACAAGUCUCCUGAUGGAGAAACCAUCAGACAACAUGGCUUUUUUUAUGACUGGACUCCAUUGACUUUGAUCCCUGUGAUAUUCAAUGCUGUUGGUGGGAUUCUAGUUGGCCUUGUGACAUCUUAUGCUGGUGGUGUACGAAAGGGAUUUGUCAUUGUUUCUGCACUUCUCGUCACUGCUCUGUUACAGUUUGUCUUUGAUGGCAAACCACCUUCCUUGUACUGUCUUGUGGCAUUACCACUGGUGAUUACCAGCGUAUCAGUCUACCAGAAGUACCCAUACGGAGUCAAAGCAAAGGAGGCAUGAGAUGUUAUGAACUGCUAUGUGGGAGAUAGUAUACUAUGCCGAUUGGUUUUACUUGCAUUAACAUCAGUUAAUGAGUGAGGAAAUAUGCUGGCAUUUUUUAGGAGCCUUCCUCGCUUUGGAUAGCGUACUGAGUUUGUUCUUGCUAGUCAAAUUCAUCCGGUGUCAAGUGUCAAUCAAAUGUAGCUGGACUCUGUUCUUUAUUAUCUUAGAGGACGAUAUAAAGAUAAUCUGCAAAGACGCAAAUUAUCAGGUGCAAAGAGAAGAUGCAAAGAUGCAAAUGCUAGAGCUACCACUGCAUGCUAUUCACAUUUCUGGUUGCCCUUCUUUUCGUCUUGUUACUUGUUACAAUGUACUAUCAGGUUAUUAUCAUUAUUUUUAUCUGGGGGAUAGUAAAAGGGCCUCAGAAGAGGAACAUUCUCUUGGUUUGGAACUGAACAUGAAAUUUAAGCUUUGGCAUGUGAAACUGUACCGACAAAAAGACUAAUGUCUUGUGUUAAACGCAAUGUACAUGCCGUACAUCUUUUUGGUAGCA
This is a messenger RNA of Coffea eugenioides, 1668 nucleotides long. Its product is annotated as CMP-sialic acid transporter 5. Gene Ontology annotation, biological process: pyrimidine nucleotide-sugar transmembrane transport. Lineage: Eukaryota; Viridiplantae; Streptophyta; Magnoliopsida; Gentianales; Rubiaceae. Gene Ontology annotation, molecular function: pyrimidine nucleotide-sugar transmembrane transporter activity. The record is from RefSeq and is a predicted model, not a curated record. Gene Ontology annotation, cellular component: Golgi membrane. The transcript has 7 exons. Bases 126 to 1136 code for a protein of 336 amino acids.